GAAGCUUGAAACUCCAGGAUUGUUUUUGCAUAUAUAUUCUUUAUUUCUUUCCAUCCAUCCUUUCCCUCUCUUUCUCCCUCUCACAGAUCAUCUACGUCAUCGCCGACUCGUUCUGCAGCUCUCUUGUCGCCAUUCACGCUCCACCGCGCACACGUGGCGGUGGUCCUUCCGCGACGUCUUGUAUAAUACGGAAAAGGCAAACACCCCUCCCAUCCCACCAGAGACAUCUCUUGGUCUGCGUCUAUCGAUUGGCAAUUCUUUCUUCCUCUCUCAGUUGAUAUUUGUUUGCUGUGGGUGCUCCGUUGUUUUUCUUCAACUCUUCUGCUACGGUGGGCCCUCAACACGCUUGCCUGCCUUUUUUCCUCCUCAAUUGUCGUCCUUUUUUGGUUCUUGGAUUCGCCCCUGGAAGUCGUCGUGACUUGUUCUUUGAAUGCGAUUGAGGUGCAUAGAUCCGCCGCGCUGGGAUCAGGUUUCCUCCGUCACCGGCCCUCAAGAGCGAGGAGGCGAAGGAGCGAAAGGAGCGGAAGGAGCGGCAGAAAACGUGCACACGUGCAGGGUCAAAGGAAGGGGAGAUCCUAGGUGAAAAGAGGGGAGACAGAAGAAAACCGUGUUCUUAACUUACUGGUAUUAGAAUCUCUUCCUGGUGAAUGACUGAAGAGGAGGAUAUUGCCGACUUCACCCUCGACGACGAGAACGUGGUGGACACGGACAACGGACUGGCGAAGCAGGACCUCAGCAAGAUCAACCUCGAUGACCUCAGCGUCGACACCUUCGAGGUGAUGUCGCGCCAGGCAACCAUCAACGUCGGCACCAUCGGCCACGUGGCACACGGCAAGUCCACCGUGGUCAAGGCGCUCAGCGGCGUCAAGACGCAGAAGUUCCACCGCGAGGCUGUCAUGAACAUCACCAUCCAUCUCGGCUACGCCAACGCCAAGGUGUACCAGUGCGAGGCGUGCCCGCGGCCCACCUGCUACCAGACCUACCCGUCCUCGCAGCCCGACAGCACGCCGUGCCCCAACUGCGGCGCCACCAUGACGCUGAAGCGCCACUUCUCCUUCGUGGACUGCCCCGGCCACGACGUGCUGAUGGCGACGAUGCUGAACGGUGCGGCCAUCAUGGACGCGGCGCUGCUGCUCAUCGCGGCGAACGAGUCGUUCCCGCAGCCGCAAACGCUGGAGCACCUCGCCGCAGCGGAGAUGAUCGGUGUGCCCUCGCUCAUUGUCCUGCAGAACAAGAUCGACCUCGUCACCCAGGCCCACGCCGCCGCGCAGUACAACAUUAUCCACCAUUACUUAACGACCAAGACGGCCUACGUCGGUGCGCCGGUGAUCCCUAUCUGUGCGCAGCAGCACCUGAACCUAGCGUACCUUCUCGACUACCUCGUGCACAUCCCGCUGCCGCGUCGCAUGCUGCGGCGCACGCCCUACUUGAACGUCCUUCGCUCCUUCGACGUGUCGCUGCCCGGGCCGACUGGCCGCGGCGCCGGUGCCUUGAAGGGCGGCGUGGUAGGCGGCACCGUCGCGGCCGGCGUGCUGUGCGCGGGGGACGAGAUCGAGAUUAUCCCUGGCUUGUUGACGCUGCGGCGCCGCGACGGGGUUCUGCCGAGGAGAGCCGACGUCCUCUCCGGCCAGGAUGUCUCCUACGUCACCUCGCCCCCGCCGGGCGAAAUCUAUUCCGUGCCCCUCCGCACCACAGUGGUGCGUCUGCAGACCGAGCAGAAUGCGCUGGCCUUUGCCGUGCCCGGUGGUCUCAUUGCCAUUGGCACCACCUUAGAUCCCUCGCUGACGCGGCAGAAUAAACUGCGCGGGCAGGUCGUGCGACUCGUCCGGCGAGGGCCGGUGUGGACGGCCGCGAAUGGGCCCACGACGGGGGACAAGACGAGCUCGUGCGGACGUGAUGGUGAUGGAGGCGGCAGCGGUCGCAGCACCGACAACGACGAUGAAACGGCACAGGGCGGAGGUAAUGUGGACGAGAGGGGUGCAAGAGCGGGGGCGGUGACCGCGGCGUCGCCUCUGCCGUGUCCGUCGCCCACGCCGGAUGCGGCGCGGUCCAGCGGUCUCACCGCGACCACAGCUCGCAACAUUAACGGCGACGACGCCGCCGGCGUCAGCUUCGUCGGUGUGCAGGUCUACCAAGAGGUGGAGAUACACUUUUUCCUUCUCCGCGAGGUCAUCGGCCUUCCGCCUGCCCGCGUGAGUUUCGACAAUGCGAACAGCAGCAGCAGCAACGGGUGGUCCUACCGGGUACACCCGAAUCACACCGCGUCGUCGUCGCGGCGGCGGGUGGCACCCCUGCACGAGGGCGAGAGCAUCGUCUUGAACGUCGGUACGCUGACGACGGCCGCCACGGUCCUGCGCACGUCGCGGCACGCCGGCCGGGCUAUUUGCAGGCUGGAAAGCCCCUUGUCGGCCGACCCACCGCAGCAGCGAAUUGUGCUGGCGCGCUACGUCGACCGAAAGGUUCGCGUGAUUGGCUGGGGGACGAUACGCCGGGGAGUACCGGUGCGACUGCUACCCGAGUAA
Messenger RNA from Leptomonas pyrrhocoris, 2522 nucleotides. Its product is annotated as putative translation initiation factor EIF-2B gamma subunit. Lineage: Eukaryota; Euglenozoa; Kinetoplastea; Trypanosomatida; Trypanosomatidae. Gene Ontology annotation, biological process: positive regulation of translational fidelity; formation of translation preinitiation complex. Gene Ontology annotation, molecular function: tRNA binding; GTPase activity; GTP binding. The transcript has a single exon. The coding region runs from base 648 to 2522 and encodes 624 amino acids. The record is from RefSeq and is a predicted model, not a curated record. Gene Ontology annotation, cellular component: eukaryotic translation initiation factor 2 complex; cytosol.